AUGAAUUCAUCAUCGAUCAGAACGGCGGGUUCAAAGUGCAACCUUAUAUUACAAAAAUGUUUAGCCAUACAACUUCAUAAAACUCGAGGUGUCAUACCCUGCGGUCCCAAUAAUACGGGAAGAAACGGAGAUGGUGGUGUUGGCGUUGGCGUCGGUGGCGGCGUCGGCGGAGCCGUCGAUGAUUAUUGGAUGUACGACAACGGUUACCUCCUCUUCCAGGGUUUUUUGGAAGCGAAUUCAAAAUGUUUUUGGAAUUUAUCACUUCUCGAAGCCAUGAAAGAACUACAGUUCGAAGGUUACGUUUCCCAAGGGAUCCUACUGGUACGCGGGAGUCCCUGCGCAUUGGAAAUAUUAAGAAGCGCAUGGUCAAGAAACGUAUUGAAAGCUCCAACAAACUACACCAUAUCUCAACUUGGUCGAUCUUUAAAAAACGCAUCACACGCAUUUACGCGCACCACCCCACACUACGCCGUAAACGUGUUUUUACGUAAUACAAAAAAAAAUUGUUAUCAUCGACAACUUUUCAAAAAAUUUCAAAUUUGA
This is a messenger RNA of Pediculus humanus corporis (human body louse), 543 nucleotides long. RefSeq lists its product as uncharacterized. Gene Ontology annotation, cellular component: nucleus; cytoplasm. Bases 1 to 543 code for a protein of 180 amino acids. The record is from RefSeq and is a predicted model, not a curated record. Gene Ontology annotation, molecular function: DNA-binding transcription activator activity, RNA polymerase II-specific; RNA polymerase II transcription regulatory region sequence-specific DNA binding. Gene Ontology annotation, biological process: positive regulation of transcription by RNA polymerase II. Lineage: Eukaryota; Metazoa; Arthropoda; Insecta; Psocodea; Pediculidae. The transcript has 3 exons.